AUGCAGAUAAAAUUUACCCCUGCGGUGGAAAAAGCUAUUGCGGAGGUCUUUCCCCCGCGUGACACCUUCGAUUCUUCUACCUUUGAUCCCAUUGAGUACCUUAACAACCAUUUUCCCGAUGAGUACAGUCUGUCGGAACUACCAGCAUUUUGCGAGGAAAACAAAAAACGCCUCCGGAAGGCCGAGAAUGAGUUGCUUAAGGCAGUGGAAGCGCAGACCGUGAACGCAAUGAACUCUGACAAGGAUCUGCGAAACGCGCGGACAGCUGUCGCAGAUCUGUACGAUCGUGUUGCUGACAUCAAAGCUAAGGCAACCAAAAGCGAAAUUACCAUAAAGGAUAUGUGUCAACAUAUUUAUGAAUUGGAUAUCGCCAAGAAAAAUUUAACAGCCAGCAUAAACACGCUCCGAUCGGUGCAACUAUGGAUGCUACAGCUUCAGGCCCUAUCGUCAUCGUUUGAGCGUCACAAGUUUACGCAGUGUCGGGAUGCGCUAGAGGAAGCGCAAAGGUAUGCUGCGCAGUUCACUUCCAUGAAGAAUAUUCCGAAGGUAAAGGAACUAAAUGACAAGCAAACUCAAUUAUGUCAGAGGAUUGAGUACUAUAUCCGCCAUACGAUUUUUGGUGAUAUUAGACUUGAGAAUAUUGAUACGGAUGUGAUGGCGAAGGCUUGCGCGAUUGUGGACUUGAUGGGGCCCAAUAGUAUUAAAAAAAUUCGGGAUCGAUUCGUUGAAAAGUCACUAGAGCCGUACAUCCUUCGCUUCAAACGCGGCACCGACGAUUCAAGGCUUGAGCGCACGGAACGUCGCUAUGUUUACAUCCGCACUCUGUUGGAAAAAUACGACAGAGUUUUUAAAAAUGUGUUUCCUCAGCACUGGUGUGUACCACAGGAGCUUUGCGUCACCUUUUGCCUACGCACGAAGCAGGAGUUAGACUACCUACUUCAAAACACUGCCGGGAGUAUCGACGUAGUGGUGUUGAUGUAUCUUUUACAGAAAACCAUCGAUAUCGAGCGUGACAUGACGCAAAUGACGGCCUGGAAGGAAGAUUUUCCGGGACGGCAUGAGCUUCCUGUCUACAGAUACAAUGGCCUUAUUUUGUUAGCUUUUAAGGAUCACAUUGGGAUUUUCGUAGAAAAUGAAGACAAACUGAUGCGCGAAGCCCUCGCUCAGUCCCUUGUUGGUGAGGGUGAGAACACAUGCAUAGGAUGGAACGGGGAGGAGGACGUCCGACAGGGGACGGUGCUCCCGCUUGCAGAUGAUAUUUUUGUAUUUAUUAAAGAGAGUCUCAAGCGGACGCUUCGUAUAUCACAGCAGGAUGUACUUCUCGAUGUGGCGAAAGUUUGGCGCAAACACCUUAUGAGUUUUUCUAGGAUGAUUAUGGCGGUUCUCUCAAGUCCAGCGGUGAGCCCACUCGAUGUCCGCCGCACGUGUAUUAUUCUUAACACAGCGGACCUCUGCCAAUCCACAUGCAAGGGUCUCGGUGAGGAAAUCUGUGCCCGCAGUGAGACUCCAGCAAGUGAAGUCGCCUUUGAAGAAGUCGUCACUGCUUUUUAUGAGUUGUAUAACAAAUCUAUUCAAGCUAUUGUGUUGGGUCUAGAGUUUAGCCUGACGCCUUUGCUAAACGAAUACGGAAAUGGCGUCUUUAUCGAGGAUUGGGCCGACAGCGAGUCUGGAGCACAAGACGAGUCUAAGCUAAUACGCUCCAUUAUAACUACCCUACGUGAACUUGUUCUAAACUGCGCGGUUGUGCUGCCAACAAGGGUCCUUCGAUUCCUUCUCGAUAAGGUGGCCGCCAGGAUCAUCCCCCAAUACAGAAACACUUUAUAUCGUUUGAAGUACUUGACGAAUGAAGCGGUGGGAGCUAUGCGUGUAGACUCCGCCGCCCUUGAGAAAACUUUCUUGCAGCUUCCUAACUACAACGACCCCCAGCGUUUCCAAGCUCACACACUGACUGGCUACAUGAAACUAGUGCGGCGUGAGUUCGAUGAGCUCAAUCGAGCUCUUCGGAUUUUGCAGGUGGAUGUGUUCAGUGAGGCGUUCCUGGAAGUAUACUAUGAGGUUUCAUUACCAGAGGAUCGUUCCAUUCAGAACUUUGUGCGCUUGGUUGAGUUAAAGGGGCGUAAACGGGACGAGGUGCGACCUUGGAUCGCCAGUUUAUCGAAGCGUGGUGUAGUAGAGGCAACUAAACGGGAUUUGGUGUGUACAGAGUCGUAUCCUAUAGCCAUCGGUACCACAUCGAGUGCAGUGAACGAAAGUGGUGACACAGAAGCAAACGCUGCCGGCGGGCUCAUCUUAGGCAUGCUUUUUUCGUGA
Molecule: messenger RNA, 2310 nt
Organism: Phytomonas sp. EM1
Lineage: Eukaryota; Euglenozoa; Kinetoplastea; Trypanosomatida; Trypanosomatidae
Source: the annotation of a GenBank genome assembly